Messenger RNA from Misgurnus anguillicaudatus (oriental weatherfish), 6623 nucleotides. RefSeq names its product PDZ domain-containing protein 4. The record is from RefSeq and is a predicted model, not a curated record. Lineage: Eukaryota; Metazoa; Chordata; Actinopteri; Cypriniformes; Cobitidae. Gene Ontology annotation, molecular function: protein binding.
AGUGGGGGAGUUUAUUCAGUGUCUCACACGAGGGGACGAGACAGUAGAAACCUCAGCUCACCUGCUCUCCUCUCGCCUCCCAUCAUCUUCUCCUCAUUGUAACCAGGACUGGACUUUUAUCUCCCAGCUGCAGGAUUUCACACCGCCUGGUCCUUCUUCUCUUUAAUAAUCAGCGUUAAUGGAUUUUUGGGACACAGCAUGGAUUACUCAAAUCCCAGCCAAACAAAAGGAUGCAGCACUCUCGGGAAGAACAAGAGAGAAAGAGAGGGAUGAUACAGUACCAUACUCUUUCAUUUCAUGACUUACUAUCCUGUUUUCAGUCUUUUAUAGUCCAAAGAUUGAGGCGGUUUCAUUAGCCGGGUGUGUGGAUGCCAUUAAGUCCGAGGAAUACUUUUAAGACUGUUGCAUCUCACUUUUCAUCACUUUCUUCUCAUUACUUCUUUCUAUAAACUAUUUGAAGCUAUCGCAAGCGAGGCCGUCCAUACAACAGACUGGUUUAUUUGCACGGGUUAACGGUUGACCUAUGGUGUGUAUGUGUGGUAGGAGGGCAACGCCUGUAAAUGUCUCCGAGUGCUCUCGGUCUGUCUGGCACGUUACUGCAGCAUGAAUGACUAGCCUGAAAUUUUUAACAGCAGGGUGCAUGAAACAGCACGACCGCCUUUGACAGUUUAAUGAGGUUAACGUCACGUGUUAAAAUCACAAACCUGUUUUGUUGAGAGUUGACAUUUGUGCAGACAAUAAGAGUAGCGCUUGAAUAAUUCAGUUUCUGCUUUCCAUGAUUUUGCAGCUCUACAGAAAAGACAUAGUAGUACAGGAUAAUAAUAGAAACGUUGUGUCUACUAUUAAUGUUUUGAUUGAGAGCAUCAUGUAGGGAUUUUUCUAGCAAACUCACUGUGAAGUGAUGAUAAAGUUUAAGGAGAGCAAAGACGCACAGUAACAAAAACAAAACAGAUACCCGGAGAUCAAACCUGUACAUUAUGGGGCGGUUUCCAUGGGGCUUACCAAAGUCUGAGACUAAAAUGCACGUUUGAGCUGCCUUAAUUUAAAAACACCAUAUAUCAGUGCCAUUGUUUUUCUCAAGAUGCACACCAGUAUGUAUUUUAGUUAUGUCCUAAGGUCUAUUCCUGGAUUUAACUAAACCCUGUCCAGGAAACUAAAAACAAACAAAGUUAAUGCAAAUUUGUUUAACAUUGAAGAACGGCUGGCCGGUAAAGCUUACGCCAAAGACGCCUGCGUCAGAUCCGAGUCUGCGAUUGGAUAAAGAUUUAUACGCACCUUCACACAGCUUGCCUUUCAAUUGACCCAACCCUGCAGCAAAGUGUGCCAGCAGGACAGCACGUGUCUAACAAUGACACAAAGCAGGAGCUUUAACGCACUGUAUCUCAAUACAUCUCCAAACCCAAUGUCUGAUAAUUAGAUUUCACAAACCACUGAGCACCAAAGGCGUCCAACUGUUACCUUAUUAAGAGAGAGAUAUUGAUUUAUCUGUGACAGACCACCAGUGACCACCAUUAAAGCAGCGUGUUGUUUAAUUGAAUUUUCUUUCAUACAUCAAAAUUGGGUGAAUAUUGGACAAACUCGGAUAAAAAUGCGUCCAGAAGUUCAUACGCUCAGUCAGGACGCACACAUAUAAAACAUCUUCUGUGUUGAGUCAGGAUUGUAUGGCAAACGUCCGGUGUGUUGACUUUUGCGGAUGGGCAAUUUGUUUGCUAUUUCUACAUUAUUCAUGUUUACGUAUUGAGGUAUAGAGAUUCGGGUUCCCUCUAGUAUCAAUUUAAUUUAUGGUUUUAUGUGCAACCAUUUUUCCAAUUUACCCAGCAGUAUUUAUUGAACUCAUGCUGAGUCUUUGAAAAAUGAGAGACUGAAAGCGAACACCCGUGUGAAGGUGCGGAGACACGUCUAAAGAAGAUAUAGAAACUGCUUUCACAGUGAACACAAAACACCUGAAGCUGGUGUAAAAAAAAUACUUUUCUUCUGUAUAGACGGAUGAAUUCGAGAAAACUGCUUACCUUUGAUUUCAUAAAUAUAUGUGCGAGAAAAUCUAAAGCUCCAGCUCUUAGUGUGUGACAAAACCAUUAGCAGAUGAUGCUUUGGAUGUGAGAGCAGUUUUUCUGCUGCAGUGGUCAAAGGAAGAUAAAUUAUCAGUGGUUUUGCAAAACAGCAAUUUUCUUCCUUUCUUAGAAAGGUUUUGCAUUUACAGCGCUCCCCAUUGACUGAAAAUGAUUGUUCGUCCAAUCAAUGCCUUCCUGAAAAACUGAAUGUUUAUAUGCAGCGUUCACUGAUUUAGAAAUCAUUCAGAUGUAAUCCCAGUAAAAGCACAGAAGGACGUGGCUUUGAUGAAAUACUGUCGUGAGUAUGAAUUAAGCACAUCAAUGUGAUGAAACGUUACAUUUGAAGCACAAAUGGAGCUCACGCUGCACAACAGACUUGAGAUAUGACACUGUGGGCUUUUUUUACAAUCAAAGAAAGGGUCAGGAGGCUCAUUUGUUACGUUUUACAUGGAUGGUGGAAAAGCUUGUUAAUGGACUCUUUUAAGACAUGUACCAUCUCUGAACAUUUACUUGAAGGUGAUUUAAACUUGAUGUGGAUCCAAGAAAGUUUUUUGCCCAUGAGUGGAAAGUGGGAUCAUAGCCACUGCAAGAGUCAGCCGUAUGAUACUGCAUCCCGACUCGUACAGCUCUUCCUCGACAGACAGCUACAGGUGAUCUGAAGGAGUUUGGGGCUGGAGAUCAGACGUCAGGAUGGGUUGUAAUAUGUGUGUGGUGCAGAAGCCUGAAGAACAAUACCGGGUCAUGUUUCAGGUGAACAGUAAAGGUUUACCUCAACUCUCUGAGGAUCAGAUGAUUCGCUGCAGACGUAAUGUGAGGUGGACUCACCGAAGGAGAACAGCAGGUGUGACCGGAGAUUCUGGCUCCACCAUUACAAUGACUGACUGCGUGGACAGCGGGACACAGACAGAUAUCAGUUUCCAGCACAUGGUGACCUUAGGCAGAUCUGUCCAUCACAACAGACCUGAAUCACCUCCUUCACCUCCACUCCCACCUGUACCAGUGUCUUACCUCUUUAACCAGAUUCCACCUAUAGAUCACGUGUACUAUGACCCAACAGAUUAUUUUGACAUCAGUCAACACGAGGUGGACAGACCGGACGAUCUUGAGUAUGAGGAGGUGGAGCUGUAUAAAUCUUGUCAGCAAGAUAAAUUAGGUUUAACAGUGUGCUAUCGUACGGAUGAUGAAGAAGAUCUGGGUAUCUAUGUGGGUGAGGUGAACCCCAAUAGCAUUGCUGCUAAAGAUGGAAGAAUCCGUGAGGGAGACCGAAUACUACAGAUAAAUGGAGUAGACGUUGAGAACAGAGAGGAAGCAGUAGCCAUCCUAACCAGAGAAGAUAGCACCAAUAUCUCUCUACUGCUGGCACGACCAGACAUCGAGAAUGAAGCAGAUGAUCUGGAUUUAGAGUUGGAUGUGAGCCUGGAUCUAGAGGACCUGGACAAUGUCUCGAAUAUACCCAGCCCUCAGCACCAUAGGAAAACCAGCACUUUGCUGGGUGACAUCAGUGGGAGUCGAGGUGGUCGGCCCAACUUGUGGCAGACUGCCCUCAAUAACAGCCAGGAACUGGACAGCGGGGUGGGUCGCACAGAUGAAAGCACACGUUGCGAGGAGUCCUCCGAGCAUGACCUACUGGCUGAUGACGCCACCAGCGCAUGCACGACCGAUGCCACAAACACACCUGGCAGCACGCGCAAGUUUCAUGCCGUACCGCACGGAUGGGAAUUCCAUUACAGUAAUGACUCACUACUGGGGCCGGAUGGGGUGGGACCUGCGGAUCAUGGUGCUCCAGAAUCAGGGACAGGCAGAGUUCUAAUGCCAGGUCUAACGGAGGAGGAAUAUGAACAUUACCGCAAGUUAUUGGAGAUUCGAUGCCUUUAUGAGAAGAACGGAUGUGCGUUUCUAUUGGACAAGAGGAACCACAGUACAGUAGGAUGUGAUCCUGCAGCAGGAGUUGCUCCUUUAGACAUGAACUGUAACGAGAGUCUGAUGCAGCACGAAAUUGCUCUUCUAGAGGAGGAAAUUCGACAUCUAGAGUUUAAGUGGCGCAACGUUUUGCGAGCUCAGAAGAUGCAGCAGUUGCGACAACGCUGCUUAAAGGUCUGGCCAGCUGACGAAGAAGGGGACGAAGAAGAUAAAGGAUCGAGGUCAAGGUGUGGAGGAGCAGAGGCGCUCCACCACGAACUGUCAGAUAUCAAUGAGAUCCCAGAAAGGGAGCGCUCUGACAAGGAGAGUACAAGCGCCUAUAAUACAGGCGGGGAAAGCUGCAGGAGCACGCCUUUGGCAAGUGACCGCUACCCUUCGCCAUCUGCCGCUGGGGAUUCUAGUGCCUCUGCAACCAUGCGACCUCGGCAACCACGUCACAGAACGGGUACGAGCAGGGAUAAGAACCUUAACUUACCUUCCUCAUCAGGUUCCAAAAGAAAGAAUGAAGAAACAGGAGACAGCAGGAACUCCAGUCCAGCAACAAGACUUCGGUCAUUACCUCGAAACGAUGGAAGCGGUAAGAAAGGUUUGGACGGAGCGCGACGAGGGUCUACUGGGAUAGUCAAAGGAGGAAGGAGUGCAGAGAACAGUCCGUACUUGUCCCGUCGCCGCUGCGGAACCACACUGCCUCCACGUUACCAGAGCUGCAUGCAGUUGAGGGAUGUGUCUGCCAAUGACAGCCCAGAAGUUAGGGACUCUGUAGAGGGUCCUGCUCACCCUAGUGCCAGGACUUGCGUAAAUAGAGAUUCGGCAGCCGCCCCUGAACCUUCUCUGAUUAUACCAGCACUACCUCCAUCUUCUCCUCGAAUGGAGUGGAAGGUAAAGAUCCGUAGCGAUGGUUCUCGUUACGUGGCCAAACGUCCAGUUAGAGACCGUUUGCUAAAGGCCAGGGCAAUGAAAAUUCGGGAGGAGCGUAGCGGAAUGACUACGGAUGACGAUGCGGUCAGUGAAAUGAAGAUGGGGCGGUACUGGAGCAAAGAGGAACGCAAGCAACAGCUGCUGAGAGCUCGUGAACAACGCCGCCGUCGCGAGUUCAUGAUCCAGAGCCGACUAGACUUCUUGCGAGAGAGAGAGAAGGAGCAAGAUUACGGAGCACAGGGACAAGCUUCCAUACUUGAGCUUAGCCAGAAAAAGAGCAUGAAGAAACGAAGCCGCCGCAUCCUGGAUAACUGGAUCACCAUUCAGGAGCUCCUGGCUCAUGGGACUCGUUCAGUAGAUGGAAAGAAAGUUUACAAUCCUUUGCUAUCUGUGACCACUGUUUGACAAGUGGAGUGGUGGUGACAAAAGCAGCCAUUCUGAGUUUAUUAAAGAAUGGGAGUUUUAACAUUCACAAAAUAAAAGCACAGAGGACAAAAUGAGAUAUGAUAAAGCCCAGAAUUAGAAAGCUUUAAACAGGAAAAUAAAGGUUUUGAUCUGCUAGUUCAAUCAAAAAAAAAAAGAUGAAAAUAGAUGCAAAUGUACAUCACAGAAAAGACAAAGGUAUAAAGCCAAAUGAAUGUAUAAAUGCCAACUCUACUCUUUUCCAAUCAAUUGUUUGGAUGCUUGAAAUUUUAUAAUGACAUGCACAGGUUGACUGUUACAAAGUAAAAAAGCUGGAGUCUUUGUAAAAGAAUCAUUUACUCUGGUUUGUAAACACCUUUUAAUCAAUCAAUGUGGGGGGAAAACACCAAAAAGCAUAAAUAUCAUUCUGAUCUCACAAUGCUUAAGAAUCUAACAGGUGGUUGACUAAAAUUAAGUUAGUCAAUCAUCAUGUCUUUAUUAUCUACAACUUACCUGUUAACUUGAGAUGAUGUAAAGCACAAGAAUCACUGAACCAUAGAAAAGCACACGGAAAACAAAAGUACACAAAUGAUCCAGCAUACAGUUAAUGUCAAACAUUUAUCAAACAUCUCAUAUAAUGAUUGUAUAUUUUUGGGAUUCGUUAGACAAUAUAAUCUCAAUAAAAUGUGCAUGUUGUUUGUAAAUGUUAAUGUUUGGUGAAAUUGUCAAGUGAAAUUGUAGCUGUGUGUCUAUUAAAGGCUACUUGUUGAAGGAAUGGUUAACCUCAAAAUGAAAAUUCUCCAAAACCAAAACCCAGUGUCUUAUGACUAGUUGUCGAAAGAUAUUUCUUGAUAAAACACACAAGAACCAGAUUUGAAGAUUCAAAGUUGUCGUCAGGCAGCCUUUUACAUAUUUAGGACUAGUUUGUUUUGGUUUCAUUUUUGCUAAAUAAGGUAAAAAUAAUAAAUUUUCACUCUCUCUCUCUCUCUCACACACACACACACACACACACAGUUCCUCUGGAGUUGUUUUUAUGAUGGACAGAUGUACUUUUUGGACCUUCCACAUGUUAGGUGCUAUAAAUGUACAUAAAGUGACAGAUAUACUUCUAAAAAAAGCUUUGCUGAAGAAAGGAGCUCAUGGCAUGAAAAUGGGUACAGUAAAUGAGAAUUUUACAUGUUUGAUUAGCUAUUCCUUCAACAGGAUGCUAAUAAGUUGUGUCCAAAUCUUCAUUUAACAUCUUGAAGUUAUAAAAUUACAGAAUGUCCUCCUAAAUGUUUUUGAAUAAAAUUUUUGCAACCUUAAUAUUAAACGCUUUAAUUCAUUAAUUGA